AGAUAUAUAUGUUUGAUUUACAGUAAUAACUUCGACGGAGAAGUAACUCGUUUCAUUCCCUCCGCCACCGUCCACGGCGGCGAAGAAGAUAACAGCAUCACCGAUAACAUCCCCGCUUACGAAUCGUCGCAACUCGUUAUCUAAGAUAAUAGAAGGAAGAUGACUCCUGUUUCAUCUAAGCUUUAUACAGAUGAUGUGAGUCUUUUAGUGGUACUAAUCGACACGAACCCGUUCUUUUGGAACUCCGUCAAAUCCAAUCUACCUUUCUCCAAGUUCAUCUCCCAUGUGCUUGCAUUUUUAAAUUCAAUACUUUUAGUAAACCAGCAAAACCAGGUGGUUGUGCUCGCUACCGGUCACAAUUCCUGCGACUACGUUUUUGACUCGUCGGUUGCACAAAGCCAAAACCAACGGGCGGAGCAUUUGCUUCAGAAAUUGGAGGAAUUUGUGGAUAAGGACGAGUCACUAUGCCGCGAGGAGUCGGUAGAUGGGCAGGGGUUCUCGCUUCUCUCCGGCUCCCUUUCGAUGGCCCUAUGUUAUAUACAGAGGGUUUUCCGAUCAGGGCCGCUACAUCCUCAUCCUCGGAUAUUAUGCUUACACGGAUCUCCAGACGGACCUGGACAAUAUGUUGCAAUCAUGAACUCAAUUUUCUCCGCUCAACGCUCAAUGGUCCCUAUAGAUGCAUGCGUUAUAGGAACUCAACAUUCGGCUUUCCUGCAGCAGGCUUCUUACAUAACUGGUGGCGUCUAUCUGAAGCCUCAACUAUUGGAUGGAUUGUUUCAGUAUCUUUCGACAGUUUUUGCUACGGAUUUGCAUUCUCGUGCCUUCUUACAACUUCCUAAGCCUGCAGGAGUGGAUUUCCGUGCCUCGUGUUUUUGCCACAAAAACACAAUAGAUAUGGGCUACAUAUGUUCUGUUUGUCUAUCGAUUUUCUGCAAGCAUCAGAAGAAGUGCUCUACGUGCGGAUCAGUUUUUGGUCAGGCCCAAGCACAGGACUCGUCGACACCACCGAACCCGAACCCGAAGAGGAAAACACCAAUGGAUGCUUAGAUUCACUGUCACUAGUUCUAAAUGAUUUGGCUGUUUAAAUCUAAUUUAACCCACAAGUUAAUUAAGGAUGUAAACAGCAAAAAAAGCGAAGCCAUUAUCUCUGGAAAAUGACAAUUAUCUUUUAAUUUGAAUUCAGAAUAUUUUUGGUUUUUAA
This is a messenger RNA of Erythranthe guttata (spotted monkey flower), 1201 nucleotides long. RefSeq names its product basal transcription factor complex subunit-like protein. The record is from RefSeq and is a predicted model, not a curated record. NCBI's taxonomy places the organism in Eukaryota, Viridiplantae, Streptophyta, Magnoliopsida, Lamiales, Phrymaceae. Gene Ontology annotation, cellular component: transcription factor TFIIH core complex; transcription factor TFIIH holo complex. Gene Ontology annotation, biological process: nucleotide-excision repair; regulation of DNA-templated transcription.